UCCACUUACCUCUCGCGUGUCUCUCUCCCUCUUUUGUUCUAUUUUCUCUGCUAUUCGUGACCCUGUCUGCCGAGACUUUGCAGCCUUUUUCUUAAGCAAAAACUUUAACCCCAUUGGAGUAGAACAAGCAAACACCAAGACGACCCUUCAUCUCUCACUCCCUCUCCUCUUUUUGUCUCUUUAAACAAGUUUUUCUUACUUCUUUAUAGGGAACCAAUUUACUAGAGCCUAAUAGACCAAUGUGGGUUAUUAUCGAAUCGAUUAUCGAAGAAGAAGAAGAAGAAGAAGAAGAAGAAGAAGAAGAAGUGUACCAUCCUUUUAAUAGAUAGGAAACCCAAAAGCCUUCCAAACAAUUAAGUAGCGUGAAAAUGGAUAUCAGGGAAUCAAACACGCUAGGUAACAGAGCACAAGGCGUUAAUAUUAACAUCGGUUCAACUGGUACAUUGGCUUGGAAUAUUUGGGAGCUCAGUAAUUCUGCCUCUAGAAUGGACUGGACGACUACCUCCCCAACUCAUACGACUGGAUUUUAUGCUAACUCAGCAGCAUCCGGCGAGGCGGAAGAGGUCCCCAACUCCGGGUCGAGGUCUCAUGGAUUUGGGCCAAGUGACGAGCUACUUAUGCCCCGCGGGUAUGGCCAUCAACAGGGCACGACAGCAGAAGGAGGACACGGGUUCAUGCAACAGCAUCAUGGCCACCAGUCGCUAUAUAACGCCGUUGGGGAUGGGAUCCACCUACAUCCGGACCCUCACCUCGUCUGUUUGAAGCUAGGGAAGAGGCACUACUUCGAGGACACGUCGGGGUCGGCCACGGCUACGACGGGGCCAAUGGGGGAGCGAGGCGUGAUGGGGUUCCCGCUGGGAAUAAAGAGGGGCAAAGCCCUGUACGGAAGUGGAGGUGUGGUGGCGACGGCUGCGGAGUCUCUGUUACCCGUGACGGUGCCAAAGUGCCAGGUGGAGGGUUGCCACGUUGCGCUGGUGAACGCUAAGGAUUACCACCGGAGACACAAGGUGUGUGAGAUGCACUCCAAGGCUCCGAAGGUGAUGGUGUCAGGGCUAGAGCAACGCUUUUGUCAGCAGUGCAGCAGGUUUCAUGUAGUGUCGGAGUUUGAGGAGUCUAAGAGAAGUUGUAAGAGAAGAUUAGCCGGCCACAAUGAGCGAAGAAGAAAGAGCUCUCAUGAUUCUAUUGCCAGACACUCUUCUCAUCAUGAGAAUAAUAAAGUAGUGGUGGGUGGGGGGUUUCCAUACAUGGCAGCGUCCACGACAGGACGUGCUCUCUCUCUUCUGUCAUCUAAGACGCCCGAUUAUUCUUGGGUGCCCCCAUCUGAAUCCGACCUCUCCUCAAGAUCUAGCGCUGCCCUUCGUGAGCUCAUUGCUGAAAACCGUGCAGCCAUAUUGGCUCGUCAGCUAGUUGUGGACAGGGAUGCAUGGCCCUCUCAUCACCAUCAUCAUCACCCCAGCGAUCACGUCUUUGGUUCCGAGGCCUCGGCCCCACGAGGGUUCGGUUCAGUGGAGUCCCACCAUCACCACAACAUGUUUCCCGAGCCCAACCAGAGUGGUGGCUGGGAAAGGAUAAGCGAAAAUUGCACGCAUGUCACACUUGACCUCAUGCAGGCACCGAGCCAGGAAUUUGGGACGUUCAUGGCUUCAAGGGGAAAAACUAAGGCUGAGGAAGAUAAUUGUUCUGAUCAUCAUUUGUGGAACUCUUUUCAGGGACACAAUCUGGUCUAGAAUUUCUAAGAGUUGGUCGAUUGUUUAUUUGUUAAGUUAUUAAUCGAGGAGAAAUUGUCUACUAAAAAUAUAAAUAAAUUCCAAUUUUUGGAAUAUUGUAUUUUCUAUACUUCCUUUCUCUUGUUGAACACGAAUGUGUGGCGCAAAGAUGACAAUUCUAUGUAGUAUCAUUAGUACAUCUGUUAGAAAAAGAAGAGGAUAUAAGUGUUUUUCAUUAUUAGAUAUGUAGAAACUCAAAUGCCCUUAGUAUUUUUUCUUAACCUUUCUCCUUCCCUUUACUUUUGGGUUCAAUAAUUCAUCAUGCUUUUUACAAGCUAAUAAAAGAAACUAGAGAAGGGUUACUUUA
Molecule: messenger RNA, 2073 nt
Organism: Humulus lupulus (European hop)
Lineage: Eukaryota; Viridiplantae; Streptophyta; Magnoliopsida; Rosales; Cannabaceae
Product: squamosa promoter-binding-like protein 7
Exons: 3
Coding region: 369-1727 (452 amino acids)
Cellular component (GO): nucleus
Molecular function (GO): DNA binding
Source: RefSeq, a predicted model, not a curated record